AGGGGCCUGGUAAACACAAGAAGUAAGAGAGAGAGAGAGAGAGAGAGAGCAUUGCUAUAAAAGAGAGUGUUGGAGCUGUCUGUGACGCAGACUCACUGAUUCACUGACAGAAAUAGAUACACCACAGACUGAAGCAGAGGUCCUCGACCUGAACACCUUACGACCCCUCGUGCCUUUAACUGCUCAUUUUCAGGCACCUGGACGUGGAGGUUCGAGAACUGGUGAGGAUCCAGGUUUUUUUGGACAUUGCCUUUGUUUUUCCACGAGACUUCUUCAAAUAAGGCAGAAGCGGAAAAGUUGCAAACAAGCUCCUUUUGCUCGAACCUCGUGUCUCCUUUUACCUUUGUGGUCUCAUUCACCAAUGGCUGAGGUGCGUCAGAUGCCUGUGGCGGCAUCGGGCUUCCACGUCCUGUCAGCCCACCUCAUGGCUUCGGCCAUGGAGGAGUUUCCUCAGCAGCUGCCAGUCCCAAAGGGCCCUGCUAGGGGCAAAUGCCGCUCCCGGCGCCCUCGGGAGGCACGCUGUAAGACGCAGCCUGUCACCUUUGCUGAGAUAGCAGAAGUUGAGGAAGAGGGCUCGUCCCCGGUGGAGGAGGAAAGGGCUCGCCGCUCCUUCCUGCAGUCCCUGGAGAACCUGCGGAGGAGCACACAAACCCUCCACAGCUCGCCAUCGGCCCAGCACAGCUGCAGGACCACGGCCGCACACAGCAAUAUGGACUCCAGUGACUCCGACUCCACCCAGUGAGGGUCCGAUAGCAGCCACCUCCUGGUGUAACGCUCCUCGCCUUGACGCCGCUUCAGAUGGAGGCCAACUGAACUGAACCAAACUGGCCUGUAGACCAGCAUGUGUGUGUAUGUGUGUGUGGAUGUUGGAUGUGUGAAAGCUGAAGUACAGCUAAUUAUAUACUAACACAUGGACACAGAGUACUGUGUGUAUUUGUACAUAUCUCAGCGCAGGCUGGCUCCACUGCCAUACAGAUACGAUCAGUGUAAAUGUAGCACGCGACACAGUGAACGCAACACUUUGAUUUCUUCUCUGCUGUAGAUGUUCAAGAUGAUUUUUUGUUUUUUGUUUUUUACUUUUCAGUGUGAUAUAAGUAUUUUAUUUCCAUUUGAACACUUUUCUUUGAUUAAAAAAUAACACAAGUGGAGAAAAUGUUUGUAUUUUUACUGUUGUACUGUGCAUUGAAGUCACAUCACAAAGUUUCUUAAGAAUCUGACCUGAUUUUCCAAGAUCAUGUUGAAUUAAAUCUGCGGUUCCUACGAAGAAACAGAAAUCCUUCAUCAUGUUUUUAUUUAUUCUGUUGUGUUCAAAGGUGGACUUCUCCACAUGAUAUUUUAUUGUUCUUUCUCAUUUCAAAAGUCACCUUGACUUUCAAAGAACACUGUUUUACUUUAUUCAUAUAUCUUACAAUGGUUGUCACAUACUUUAAUAAAUGUUUUUAAACAUU
Messenger RNA from Thalassophryne amazonica, 1448 nucleotides. RefSeq names its product chromosome 8 C11orf96 homolog (gene c8h11orf96). The transcript has a single exon. Bases 362 to 742 code for a protein of 126 amino acids. NCBI's taxonomy places the organism in Eukaryota, Metazoa, Chordata, Actinopteri, Batrachoidiformes, Batrachoididae. The record is from RefSeq and is a predicted model, not a curated record.